Messenger RNA from Besnoitia besnoiti, 15639 nucleotides. RefSeq lists its product as uncharacterized. The record is from RefSeq and is a predicted model, not a curated record. Gene Ontology annotation, biological process: cilium movement; axonemal central apparatus assembly. The transcript has 59 exons. Gene Ontology annotation, cellular component: axoneme. Bases 1 to 15639 code for a protein of 5212 amino acids. NCBI's taxonomy places the organism in Eukaryota, Apicomplexa, Conoidasida, Eucoccidiorida, Sarcocystidae.
AUGGAAGCUGCUGAAGCAGAGGGUGGACGGCCUUCCUCUGCUGUCCUCUGUCCGCCCGCCUCUUCCUCUAUCCCGCCUCCCCCUACUGAGUCUUCCUCCGGUGCUCACCCGUCCGCCCAUGCUUUGGAAAUAACAGAAGCGAAAAAGCGCUCGUUUGGCCAGCAGCCUCCAUUUCCUUCUCCUCUUCGCCAAAAGGGGGUUUCGAGGUCCUUCGAUGGAAACACGUCGACUCGAGACUGCGGCAUCCCGAGUAGGGCCACAGACGCAGAGGAAAAGGAGGGAGGCCGGGCGAGAACGAGACACCACCAGGCUUCAGCGGGCUCUGUCGGAUCUGGCACAGAGUCGAUGAUGCGUCAGACGAAAAUGACCGAGGUCAAAUCGAGCCGCAGUGUCAGGAAAGGCUGUGACAACGGUUCCCAGAGAUGUAAUGAGAGGGGCGCGAGGGCUGUCAAGGAUCUCGAAAUGGCAUGCGCCGCCGGCGUGGCCUCUCGAGAUAGAAACCACAUCAGCGUCCGUGGCAAGUCCGUGCUGCAGAGGCGCGGCUCACAGCAGCGCGCGGAGAAGCAAGGCUGCGGAAGUCUAGACGACAGUGAAACAUUUUCCCGCUUGCGGCAGUGUCACCCUGACUUGCGAGACAACCCGAAUCGAAUUUUGGAAAUUAGUGAUAUGGAGCCGCGUGUGCGCAACUCGUCGAUUACUCCGGGCCAGCUCCUCUUCGAGCCAGAUCCUCAGGUCAUUUUUUUUCUUGACUUUGAACCCUUCAAGACUUACGAAUAUGUCUUGAAGCUGCGGAAUCGGGACUCCGUGGCUCGGCGCGUUCAAGUCCUGCAGCCUGAGGCCCACGAGUUUUUGAUUCUUCCAGGAAAAGACGGCCUCGGACCAGCCACGCCGAAGGUCGCUCCCGGCAUGACGGCGUGCUUCACGGUGCAAUUCAAUCCGCAAGUCCGCAGAGACUGUCUCUCAGAGCUCGUUGUCGUUACAGAAAGAGAGACGUUCGUGGUACCCGUCCGCGCCAUCAGCGGCAUGGGGUGCCUAGACACCCCGGAGAGAGUUGCGUUCGACGCAACACCCGUAAAACUAAAAGGAGAAAAAACGCUCCUUCUCCGAAACACAGGCACCAAAGCCAUGAACUUCACCGUCCACACUUCAGCCCCUUUCACCGCCUCUCCACGUCAGAGCUUCCUUGAAGUCGGCGAAUCUGUACAGAUAACCUUUGUCUUCGAGCCUCUGCGUACCGGCAAAUACACGUCCCGCGCAGUUAUGCAGACAACGGAGGGUCUGGAAUUCAUCACGGAUUUAUCGGGUGAAGCUGUGAACGCUGAUGUGAGGCUGUCGGCGUCUGUUUUGAAAAUGGAAAACACGUCGGUCCAGCUGACGGACGAGAAGAAGGUGUACUUACACAACAACUCAGACCACCAUCUCGAGUUUUCGUGGCGAUUUCUGGCCGAUGCUUCGCCACGCAGCGCGGUCACGUCGGCAGCGCCUCGCGAUCCGAAUAAAACCGGAGGAUGUGAGGACGAUUCCGCGCAAAGCCACUCAUACACAGGCUCGAGAGCAGCGGCGUGGCCUGACAUCCCUACUUGUCAUAUCACACCAUCCGACGGCCGCAUCUGGGCCAACACGUCUCUGGCUCUGGCCGUCACAUUCCGCCCCAUGCUCGCCGUUCGCUACAAGAAGAGAGCAGUCUGCACGAUCGCUGGCAGAGACACAGAUCUCACGCUAGACAUCGAGGGCACGGGGAUUGGCCCGAAGGCGCGAUUCCUCGACAGCGAAGUGUGCCUGGGACGCGUAGUCGUGAACACGCGGUCAACCACGGAGUUUGAACUCGCGAACCAAGGCGACAUUGGCGCGAGCUUCGUCUUGAGGCGCUCAGAGGCCCCGAUGCAGCAGCGCUUCUCCUUCUCGCCUGAGCAAGGUCACCUGGCCGUCGGCGAGACGAUAAGAAUCAAAGUGGAGUUUUUCCCGCUCGCCCUCGGCGCGUUCGAAGAGACGUUUGAGUGGUGGCUGGAAGACCUGCCACGGCCUCUCCACACCACGUUCACGGGCGAAGUUCUCCCUCCCUCGCUGCGCUUCGACGUCGCCUCGGUGGACUUUGGCCGGAUUUCUCUGGGCUUCACGGAGACGCGGACGAUCGUCCUCAAGAAUGCGUCUCCUGCGCGCCAGCCGUUUUCACUGCGGGUCCUCGGGCCCGCCGUCGGCGCCCAGGAAGCAGAGACAAGGGACGCAUCCGAGCUCGAGGUGGCUCCUGUCUCCGGCGUGCUGGAGGCGAACAGGGCGCAGGCUGUCUCGCUGACGCUCAGGCCGGGCUCCGCAAAGCGCUACGAGCUGGCGCUCGCGGUCGACCUGGGCGCUUUGGCGUCGGGUCUCCACACCGUGCCCGUGAAGGCGCUCUGCGAGCUGCCUGCGGUAGUCUUCGAGCCCGACGACAUCCUGCUCUUUGAAGAAGUCUUCGUCGGCCGCCGUUACACCAAGCCGAUCGUCGUGCGGAACCCCUCUCCUCUACCUGCGAGGUACGAGGUUGCCCUGCAGGAGAGCUGCCCGAGUCAGGCGUCGCUGGAGAUUUCGGAUUUCUGCGGAGUCGUUGAAGCGAUGGAUCUGCAGAGCGUCUCGGUGCAUCUGACUGCGAAAAAAGUCGGGCACGUGGCUGCGACGCUGAGGCUCUCCGUCGCCGGCUUCGCGGAGCCGUUGACUCUGCGCGUGCGAGCGACCGCCUGUGGGCCCAGAGUGCGCGUCGAGCCAAAGGAGCUCGACUGGGGCAAAGUCGCCUGCCUCGAGGGGGCCUGCCGGUGCGUCAGGGUGACGAAUGCGUGCCCGAUCCCGGCUGAGGUCACGUGCGCGAUUCGAGGGAAAGAAACGUUUUUCAGGCUUCGCAAGCAGGCGCUCGCCCUCGCUCCAGGGAGCAGCGAGAACCUCGAAGUAGUCGGGGCCUUCUGCGAGCCAGUCUCAGUGCAGGAGCUCCUCGUCCUCUCAGUCACCGGCGGCUCGGAGAUCGGCGUCACGCUGCGUGGAACGGGUACGCAGUCUCCGUUGGUGUUUUCGCGGGAUCUCACGCUGGUGGAAUUUGGCAUCAUGUAUACGAACCAGCCAAAGACGCUGAGCUUCGCAGUCGAAAACCGCGGGCGGCGGUCGCGGAAACUCUCCUGGCGCGACGCCUGCAAAGCCGACAAGAAAUCGCAUCCGAAGGAGGAGGCCUUCACCAUCGUCCCCGACACAGUCGUCUUGGAUCCCAACGCAUCCGCGGUGUUUGAAUACCGCGCCAUCAGUCAGACUCCUGGGCAUCGUUCACAUGCGCUGGUGUGCACGGAGCUCUCUGGAUUCGGGACGAAGUCUCUGCCGAUUCUGAAAAGCACAGCGAAGGCGGACUUCUUCGCCCCUUCUCUCUCCUUCUCGUCCAGCGCGCUGUCGUUCAGAUACGUGUGGAGGGAAGGCGACGACGUCGACCGCAUGGCGCAGGAGAUCCUCUGCACGAACGAGGCGCCGCUGCCGGCGUCGUGCGCCUUCCUGGCCAGCGGGCCUUUCUCCGUCUCUCCAGCGAAAAUGACGCUGAGAGGCAAGGCCUCAGGCUCCCUCACGAUCGCCUUUAACCCGAGAUUCAACGGCAGAGCCUGCUCCAGAAUCAAAGAGAGGUUGGAAGUCUCCUUCGAAGGCCACGCGAAGACCGAGAGUGUCGAGCUGAGGGGAGAGGUGGUAUACCCCGCAGUGGAGAUCAACGCGACCGAAGUCGACUUUGGCUGCGUGUUCAACGAGACAACCCGCUGCCUCGCGAUAGAGCUCAAGAACCCAACUGAGCUUCCCGUGGUCUACCACUGGCAUCUCACUGACCAGUACGAGUUCCAGUAUGUAUCGGGCGACAACGACCUGCCAUUGGCGCUGGUCGGCGGACCUGCGGCGCUGCCCGCCAUCAACAAGAUCUUUGACUUUCUUCCCUUUACGGGCUCCAUCGAGCCAGGUCAAACAGAGACAAUCUGCGCAACGUUCUUCGGCUUCCCAGACGUCCGCGUCACCGCCACGGCGCUGUGCGUCAUCGAGAACGGCCCAGAGUUCUCGCUCAGGCUUCGAGGUCAGGCGUCUCUGCCAACGUUUCGGCUGAGUCAGAGCGACUUUGACUUUGGCGAGGUGCCUUUCAAUCGGUCGGCAGAGAGCGAGCUGACGAUUUUUAACACGGGGCUGGUCGAUGUGCAGUUCGGCUUCAACCUCUCCAGACUCGAGUUUCCUUGGCUGGUUGAUGUGAGCAAAAAAAGCGGAAAAGUCCCCUCGCGAGACAAACAGAAAAUCGGCAUCCGCUUCCGCCCAGGAAUGCCGAUGGAGUAUUACCAGACGAUCUACCUGGAUAUCGCUCACUUUGAGCCUGUGCCGAUUUCCAUUCGGGGCACGGGCACCUUUCCGAGUUUGGCAUUGAAUUUGCCGAGACGCGACGAAGCCGCGCACCGAGACAGAUGGUUUCAGGCGCUUCAGGACCUCACAACCCCUCCAGCGGAGCUGCCUCCCGCGCAGCUGGAGAGCGGUGAUGGCGAACAGCCGCUGCAGUCACAAAAGCCUGGAGACCUUUCCUCCGAAGAAGAUGGUGAACGGGAGGUAGACCGAAAAAACGUCUGUGAUUUUCUCCUCUCGCAGUACCUGUCGUCUGCGAGCGGCUACGCCCUUGGCGCGAAGCUGCGGACGCUCUUGGAGGGCGUGCGAGUCACCGCCGCGCAGUAUGCGUACGACUUCGGGAGCAUCGUUUUGGGUAAAAGCAGAAAGAAAGUCAUUCGCGUCACCAAUCGCGCCUCGACACCAGUCUCCUUUCGAACGAACAAACGCAGCUUGAUGAAUGCGGGCUUCCGCGUGGAGCCUGAGACGGUUCACCGCCUAGGGCCCGGCGAAGAGGCGACGCUGAGCGUGGCGACGGCCUGGGAGAAGGAAGGCGCCGUCGCUGCGGCGCUGCAGCUCCAGACGGCGGAGGGCCCCGUCUACGCCGUCCAUUUGAAAGCCAUGUUCGUCGUUCCGGAGUUGGAGCUCUCCACAGACAAAGUUGACUUCGGCUCCGUCAUGCGGGGUCAGCGGAGGACUGUCUUUGUGCGCUUUAAAAACCCCGCGGCCGUGCCGGUGGUCUGGCGGCUCCGCGAGCGCGCCGAGAAAAACAAAAAGCAGCUCGGCGAUCGUCUGAGGCCCUUCGGCGUGGAGCCCAAUCAGGGCUCUCUCAAUCCAGGUGAGUUCCUCGAUGUCAAGCUCUUCUUUUUCGGCGAGUCGUGCGAAAGGGAGGCGGCGGCGAAGCUUUUGUUUCAGCUCGACGACAACCCGCGGUGGGAGUGCAUUUCGGUCAGAGGACGCACGCGCGUCCCCUCGCUUGCGGUCUCCCCGGCUGGCGUAGUGGAGUUUGAGAGCGCACUGCCACAGCAGGCGAUGAAACAGGAAAUUGUGAUCUCCAACACAAGCGGCGCUGCAUGCGAAGUGUUCGCCGUCGCGCUCGACGAACACGAGAAGCGGCUGGAACAGAUCCUGCGCGACUUUACCGGCUACGAUGACAGAGGAGUGGCUUACCUCCCCGUGAGGAAGCCAGGAAGGCCCGUCUGGCGGCAGGUGGUUCGCCGUGCCCUUCAGCUGCGCUCAAGUUCACCCGCUUCCGCGGGUCCCCGGGCCACGGGCACGACCGCGGUAGGCGGCGAGAAGGCCGACGACGCACCCGCAGAGGCCGAUGGGCUCCAGGGGCCUGCGCGGCCCUCGUCGGCGUUCGGCGCGGAGGGCGGUAGCCUCAGCGGCGAACACAGAUGCCUCUCAUCCGCCGCAGACGCCGCGUCCCCCCGGCACGCCACUGCAUUGGUCGUGACCAGCAGCCCGAGCAGGCUGAAGUCGGAUUCUUUGCCCGCGUCUCAAAGGCUGCCGGCGGAUGCGGGCCCCUUCGAGUGGCUCGGGGCGGAAGCUGCGCACUGGAGCGACAGCGAUUUGGAGACCGAGGACGAGGCGCCGCGGCCUUACCGUGUACCGACGGAAAAACGAGUCAACGUCUUAUUGGUAGGGCCUGUCGCGACAGGCAAGACGACCGUGGCACACGGCCUCGCCGCGCAGGGCCGAAGGAAGUACCUGACUGUCGAUACGUGCAUCGAGUGGAUGGCGAACCUGGAGAGGCGCGCCGCACCGCGGAAGCUGCGAAACGACGGGGAGUUCUGGACGCUCGCUGAGCAGCUCCGAAGAAUCCUCGAGGCAAACCGCGACGCCGAUAGUGAACAACUGGCGAAGAAGGGCGCAAAAGGCAAAUCCAAAACCGAGAAGAAGCCUGAACCGCUUCCAGGAGUCUCUGUGCCCUCGGCGUUGCUGGCGGCCUGCGUGCGGUACCGAGUGGCGAUGCCAGACUGCUAUGGAGGCGCGGUUUUCGAUAACUGCGUAUCCAACCUGGCCAACGUUGAGCCGGCCGUGGUCGCGCACAGUAUCGCCGCUGGCCUCGCGAGGGAGCAGAUCGUCCUGCUUUUGCUGAACUUCGCGCAGCAGAUUGCGACGGAUGACUCGUCUGCGGCUCUUCACGCCUCGACGCCGAGAGCAGCGGCCAUCGCCGCGGGGGUGGAGUACUACAGGCACUUGAUUGUUUUGCUCCAAGACGAAGAACGUUCGCUAAUCGAGCGCCUCGAAGCCCUCAGCGCCUCCGAGGGUGGCGCACGGGAGGGGCUGGACGGGCCUGCGCGCCGCGGCCGCGCUAUCCGGCCCCCGAGUUCGCCGGACGCUCUUCCCUCGGCAUCGCCAGAAGCGGCGUCGGGAGACGGCGCCUCGUCGGCUUCUCCGGCAUCGUCGUUGGCGCCUGGCAGCCGGGAGACACUUUCCGGCCCUCCGCAUGAGCGCCCGGCGACCGGCUGCGAUGAGCUGAACGCUGAGCAGGAAGCCGAGAGAGUCCGACGCGAGUUGUCAGGCGUGCAGACUCUCCGACAGAGGCUCGAGGGCCUGCUGGCGACGAGCACAACAGCACAGCAGUUUGUCGCAGAGCAGCUGGCCGCAGUCGAGAAAAUCGAGAGAGCAGUCUUCGCCCCCGAGGCCUUUCCGUCGCGCCUCGUUCUGGCUCAAGCCGAGUCCGACAACCCAGGGAACUGCGUAGAGCUAGACGCCGCCGCGUCCCCGCGGCACGACGCGGCUAGUGGCGCCUCGCCGCAGCCGCCCACGUCGUUGGAUGUCCUCGCACAUCCGCAGAAGAAUGCCGCGCGCCCGCCUCGUCGCUCUGUUUCUUCCGUUGCUUCGCCGUCUGCCCGCCACGGCUUGGCGUCCUCUUCCUCCGCGUCGCCCCCUUCGGGGGCGAGCGGUCCGCCAUGGCGCCCGAUUCUGCGCACGCUGCUGGCCAGUUGCUCCACGGCGCUGCCGGAUCUUCAGCGCGCAGCCGCAGCGCAGGUGCCGGUCGCGGAAGUGCCCGCGGAGCCGCCGAUUCCCGAGCCCGAAAUCCACGAAGUCGUGCACAAGCCGCCUCCUCCGCCACGCUCCCCGUCGUCCCUGUCGCCCCUGCGGCACUUUGCGCUUUUCCUGCCCGCCGCGGGCGCGCGGCCCGACGAGACGAGCGGCGGCAGCGCAGGCGCGGCCCCGCCGUCGCCAGGCGAAGACGCUGGAGACUCGCGGGCAGCGAAGAGCGGAAAUGCGAAGAAGGCCAAAGAACCCAGCGCGAACAAGGGUCGCAGAAAGCCUGAAAAAGUCGAGGAGGCGUCAGCGGCGGCCAAGUCCCUCGCGAGCGAGCCUGGCUUCGUGCCCACCACGCGCUGGGUUCUAGGUCCCCUCGACGAGCAGCGCGUGCUUAUCAAAUUCUGCGCGGAAAAGCCUGGCACGUACUCGUCUGAGCUCGCCUUUCGCGUCGUCGGUGAUUCCCGCCCGCUGCUCCAUGUCGCCCUGCGGGCCGCUUGCGGGUUGCCCAGGAUCUCGACCCACCCCAGGCAGCUGUUUCGAAACACGCUGAAGCAACGCCCCACAGACAAAGCCGGCCUCGUUCAAAAGCAAUUCGUCAGCAGCGAAGGGGUUUUCGACUUCGGGCCGCUUCUUCUCGGCCGCUCCUCCGCGACCGCCCGCGCACUCUACGCGAAGAUGGCAAACGGCGACGCGCUGGAAUCUUCGAGAAUUCCAGACGAGCUGCAAAACUACUGUGAGGAGAUUUCGCUGCGCAACGCCUCGGACUUCCCCACGACCGUUCGCUGUGCGCUCCAGAGUUCCGGACUGCAUGCUGACGCAGCUGAGCUCGGCCCCGCCAGCCGGCGGAAGGGGAGUCCGAAGACGGCAAGCGCGUCGGAUAACCCGUUUUUCGUUUUCCCCAGCGAAGUCGUCGUUCCGCGCAAUGGGGCUGGCACGAUUCACGUCUGGAGCUUCCCCAAGGCAGAGGGAGAAACCCGCGACACGCUGCUGCUGUCUGUGAAGGAAAACCCUGAGCUGACAGAAAUUCCUCUCCUCGCCCGCGGCGCACUGCCCAAGGUUUCUCUCGACUCCGACGUGAUCCAGUUCGGCAGGGUGCUUGUUGGGCAGACGUCAACCAGAGUCCUGACGCUGAAGAAUGUGUCGCCGGUGCCCGCCAAGUGGUCUCUGCUCAAUCUGGACUCGCUGCAGCGGGCGCUCAAGAUCGAGCCCGCGACAGACGGGACACUGGCGGCGUUCGAGGAGUGCCGGCUGUCCUUCAGCUUCUUUGCAGCGCAGCAAGCCGCCAGUCUCCAGCGAAAGGUCUCCAUUCGGAUCGCGGAUGCAGAGGGCCUAGGUGUGGGACAAGAAACGCACACGCUCGCGGUGGAGGCUGAGGCAUAUCUCAUCGAAGUUUUGGCGGACUGCGGAGGAAAGGGGAAAGGCCUGGAUCUCGGCAACGUCCGCGUAGGCGACGUCGCGGAGCACCAAGUCAGCAUCACCAACAAAGGCAAAUAUCCCAUAAAAUUUGCUUUCAGAGUGAAGUCGGAGGAGCUGCGCAGCUUCCUAAACUUCCAAGGCUCGCCGGACGAGCUGAAGCCUGGCGAGCAUCGGCGGCUCACGGUCCGCUGUGCGCCGCAUUGCGAGGUGAACCUGCGUGAAGCUGAGGAAGUCUUUUUGGAUCUCCACGACGCGGAGACCGGGACGCCGCUCGAGCCGCCGCUGCCGCCCUUCCCCCUCUCUCUCCACGCGGACUUCAACUACGUCUCUCUAGUGCCUGCGCGCGGGAUCAACUUCGGACCGACGCAAAGCGGAAAAACGCACUCCCUUCAGUUUGAAAUUCGCAACGAUGGACGUUUCCACUUCGAGUGGCAGCUUCAAGACUAUGAUCAACUCACGCACGGCUCGCCUCUCUGCGCCGACAGCCUCGCCAGGCCGGAAGGCGACGCGGGCGUCUUACCUCCCGCCUCGCUGCUCUCUGCGAAAGACACCCGCGCAAACAAAGGUGACGGCCGGGGGGGCGCCCAAGCAGGCGGCGCGCAGGCGCCGAAAGCCCCGAACAGCAAGGGGAAGCCUGCGCAAGGCGCCCGCACCCAAACUACCGCGGUCGCUCAGUUCGGGCCUUUUCGGAUUUCGCCCGUCAAGGGCCAUCUGGAGCCGGGGGCUAAGGUGGCGGUCGAGGCCCAGUACAGCGCUCAAGGCGACGCCAAUCACUCUCUAAAGCUCGCGCUGCUGGCGCAGGGCGUUAAGGUGGAGCGAGGAGACGAAACGGUGAUCAGCUCCUUAGGGUCUCUUGGCGGCUAUCAGGGGGAGUCACCAGAGGCUCCCAGCGGAGACAGCAGGGGCGAGAAGGGCGCCGAGAAGGCCGGGCGGGACGGCGCAGGCUCUGGACAUGGCGUCCCGGUGCCGGCUGCGGAGUAUGUGCUACAGGCGCAGAGCUGCGUGCCAGCCAUCAUUUGUGAUCCCGACUGGGUGUUUGAAGAGCAAUUCAUCGUGUCGAACGCUGAGGAGGCUGCGGCUUGGGCGGGAGUGAGAGAGGGUCGCAUGUAUAUCGUCGAGGAGGACUGUCUCUCUUUUGGGCCGGUGGUCGCCAGUGGCGAGUCGACCAAAGCCGGGCUCCAGGAGAGAAUUCGGAUCGGCAACCCCAAGUCCGUGCCCGCCGAGGUCACGCUCGAGCUGAAGCCCUGCAAAGAAACAGAGAGAGCUUCUCUGGCAGCGGAUGCAGACGCGGCUUUCGACGUCCAGCCCCGCCACCUCUCGCUGGGUCCCUACGAGACCAAAUCUGUCGCCAUCUGCUUCCGCCCCAGCGCGAUCCAACGCUACGCCGCGUGCUUCCGCGCCUUUGUCGACCGCUCAGGAAGCGACGCGGCGUCGCCUGCGCUGGCCUUUGACGUCAAGGGCGAGGGCACGCUACCCACGGUCUCCCUCGAGGUCGUCGCGCCUCCCUCCGCGGGGGCCAUCCAGCGCACUGGGCCUGCGAUCUCCGGGCACCGAGCUUCCUCGGUUGCGGCGACUACCCCGGUGAGCGCUGCGGUGUGCGCCGGCGAUAGCGGUUUCGGCCCUGCAGUUGAGAUGGGGCGGGUGGCAGUGGGGUCUUCUGCAACGGCCUUCUGCAUCUUGCGAAACGGCGGCACGAUUCCGGCGACUGCGUGCUGCGAGUCCGCGGCAGCCGACGGCGUCCUCAUCGACGUUCCCGCUUUCGUGACGCUGGCGCCCGGUGAGGCAAAGUCCUACGGGGUCCACGUCCGGCCUCAAGUGCCCGGCGACAUCGAGGCCUCCUUCCGCGUCUACACAAUUUCGAAUCCCUACGAAGACGUCACGUGCCGUAUCCAUGGCACGUGCUACAUCGAGGAGUGUCGCUGGACCCUCGCGGCGCCGGGAGUGGUUCCCUCUCCACCUUGCCUCUCGCCGCGUCAGGGCCCGUCGAGCCCAACUAGCGGUGUCGGCGGCUUUGGCCCAGGGGUUCGCGGCGCGCGCCUGUCGCUGUCCCUCGAUCCCACCGAAACGGGGCACGCCGCCUCGACGGCUGAGGGGCAGGAGCUGGGCGCCGGAAAAGGGAGGGCCGUUCUAGAUUUUGGCGACGUGCCGCUUGAGGAAACGGUCAGCAAGGUGUUGUUUUUAGAGAACACAACUGACUCGUGCAUGAAGUUCGAGAUCGCCCAUCCGCUGCCUGCGGAACUGCAGGGGGCCUUUCAAGUCUCCCCCGUCUCUGGCGUCUUACCGGCCCGUGGCGUCCAAGACGUCACCGUCUGGUUCGGCUCCAAGGCGCCCCUGACUGUCUCCUCUGUCCCCAUCGGCUGCCGGAUUUGCCGCCUGAAGGAGGUCGACCCCUCAGGGGCCAAGGCGGGGCCGAAGGCCAAGGCCCGCGGCAAGUCGGCCUUGUCCGCAGGCGACCUUGACAGAACCGAAGAACACUGCGGGUGCCUUUACCAGGUCCUCGCCGGGACAGAAGUGUAUUUGCCCUUUUUCGUCUCGGUGAACUGCGACGCGCGCCAGUGCGAGCUGGAGUGCGGCGACAUCGAGUUCGAAACCACGAAGCUGUUCAAAUCCAGAAAGUUUGCCUUCACGCUGGUCAACCCCGCGAAAGUGACGCUGCCCUUCGAGUUCCACUGGGAGGACGCUGACCAUCUGCGCGACGAGCCGCCAUUUUACAGUCUCUCUCCUAGGAAGGGAGUCCUCGCGCCCAGCUCAAGGAUGGAAAUCGGCCUCACCUUUGCGCCGACGGAGCUGCGCGACUUUCAGCGUGUCCUCGUCUGCUCCUUCCCAACUUUAUUCGCGACGACGGAGACGCGCAGAAUGGCGGUUAACGCAUCCGCGAUUAGGCCCGUUUGUCACUUCGACCUGCCGCCGUCGGACUACCGAGACAGACGAGCAAGAACGAACUCGGCAAUCCUCGACCCCAAGAUACAGAUCGUUGAAGUGACUAGCGUGGGGAUUGGCAUCCGCAAUACGAAGCGCUUCUUCGUGUUCAAUCCGACGACCUCGGACUUUGACUUCGAGUGGCGUCCCGCGAGGGCGCCGUUUGAUGCGGCGACGCGCGCGUCGACCGCAGAGUCCCUGGGCGCUCGCGUCGUCGCGGCGAACGGCGCGCCGCCUGCAGGAUUUUCCCCCGCCUCCGCCUCUUGUGCCUCGGCGUUCGCGGCCAAAGGCGGCCCGCCGCUCUACGAGGGCUUCAGGCUGUCUAACUCGCGAGGCCGAAUCGCCGCGGGAAAGCGCACCGAAGUCGCAGUCGAGUUCCUGCCCGCGAGGCCAGGCACCCACGAAAGCUACUGGACGUUCGCCAUCCCCCGAAAGGAGCUCGAGCAGGAAUUUCUUUUCGUCGGGAACGUCAAAGAGCCUCACGUGGCUCUCGACCGGUCGUCGGUCUGCUUCCAUCCCGUGCUGCUGGGGGCGAAGGCCGAAGAAAUCGUGAAGAUCCACAACCGCGAAGAUGUGCCCCUUUCGUUUGUUUUUGAUCGGAGUCAACCUGCAGCGGAGCGCCGUCCUCUGACCACGCAGCUCAGCAUCUCUCCCGCGAGCGGCGUGCUGCCGGCGAACUCGGUGACGCCGGUGACGCUGAGUUUCAAGCCUGUGGAUGAAAAGCCCUUCAGUCUGAAUCUCCUCUGCCGAGUCAAGCAGAAGUCGCGGCAACUCACGCUGAAGGUCAAGGGCGAAGGAUACUCCGUCAAACACAACAUGAUUCUUCUGAACGAGGACGGCAGCCUUCGGCAGUUCGCUGCGGGCGCUCAGACCGUGUCGCUGCUUGACUUUGGGUCGCUGGUCGUUGGUCAGACGAAGCGCUACACCCUUCAGCUGCAGAAUGGCGGGAGCUUCGCGUUCAGCUUCCACUGGGCAGUGCAGAGUGUGAGCGGCGGGGCAUUCGCGCCGAGUAUCACCGUAUCGCCGAGGGCAGGCGUUGUGGAGCAGGGCAAGAAUGAGGAGAUUGCGCUGACGUAUGCGCCGACUGAGGUCUGCAGACACGAAGAAAUUAUGCUCGUGUGCAGCGUCAGCGGCAGCGAGCCGUACCGCAUUCGAGUGCAAGGCUCUUGCGCAUCGCCGAAAGUUUCGUUUUCCUUCUCAGCACACGACUUUGGCACGUUUGUACUGCCGCCGCCACUCGCGCCUGGGCUCCAGGCGCUGCUGGAAUCGUCCGACUCCGCAGAGUCCGCGUUGGCUUUCCCUCAUGCGAGCGGCAUCAGCGACCGCGUGGAGUUGAAAAUCACAAACACAGACACGCUCCACGACUGCUUCAUCUCGACUCCAUUCGAGAAAAGCAGCGCUGUCGACGUCCAGCUCGUUCCAUGCAAUAUCGGCCCUGGGGAGAGAAUAAGCGUGCCGAUUGUCUUCACCCCCAAGCAAGCCCGCAGCUACAAAUUCAAAAUUCCCUUCUCCGUCAACGAACGAAAAAACGCGCACGUGACCAUCACGGGAAAAGCCAUCCUCGCCAGGCUGGAGCUCACCCCGCCUUCAGACGAGAUUCGGUUCGCGCCGUUGAUAAAGGGAGAGUCUGCCAUCAAGCACGUUAAGAUUGUCAAUCGCUCUGAGGCGAGCCUCGACUUCUUCCUCCGAGCAGCGCCCAAACUAGCAUCGCACGGCAUAUCGUGGAAGCCUCUGUCGUCGGAGACGAGGAUGUUUUCGCUGCAGCCGCGGCAGGAGUUGCCGCUGGAGGUUUCCUUCAAACCCGCGUUUUCGAUGCCUGAAUUCUCCCUUCCCCUCUUCGCCGAGUGUUCGGUCAAGCGCGGCGGGUCCACGUACCGAUUCCCCAGCUUUCUCUGCAACGUAGCAGCCAAGUCCUUCGAAACCGAGGUUCGAUUGAGCCAGCCGUCGCUGUCCUUUGGAUCAAUUGUGGUGAACUCCUGGGCGACGCAAACGGUGAAGCUGACCAACAUCGGCGAGCUGCACAUGCGCUUCAGAUUCAAGAACUCAGCCAAGCAUUCGCGUCUCGUCUCGCUCUCGCCUGCCGAAGGCCUUCUUCAACCUCACGCCGAUGUGCCAAUCGAGGUCACGUUCCGGCCGAUAGACGCGACGGAGAAGGAGGUCACGGUGGACGACAUCUGCUGUGUCAUCGAGCCUGCGACUCCUUCGAGUGCGAACCUCGAGGUUUCCUCUCUGCCGCUAACGGUCACGGGGCUCGGCGUGCCGCAGCCCGCGGACUCUGUUCAGACGCUGCGGUUUUCCACCGCCGUGCGCAUGCAGCAGACCAAGACGUUCCAGGUGAAAAACCCGAAGAAGUACGACUGGACGAUCACGCCCCUUGUUGCGUGUGAGAGCCCGAAGGACGCGAUGUAUUUCUUCUGCUCGCCCAGUGGGCGUAUCACGAUUCCGGCAAACCAAAAACUUACGUUCCAAGUGACCUACAAGCCACUCGCCUUGACGCGCGAGCCCAAGAGUGAGCGAACUGAAGGCGCGCAGCCGGGCGCUGAAGAGGCGACCGGCAAGCGACAGAAAUACGAACGAGACAAGGCGGAAAGUGUCGCCGGCGGCGGAGCCGCGAGGGACGCUCCGCAUCACGGGAAGGGGGCGGGGCAGAAUCCGGGGCCCCUCGUCCCUUGUCACGCCGCUUCUAUUUUCAUCCCCUUGCCAGACGGAGCGGCGACCACCUGCAGGUUCAUUGGCCACGCCACGGAGCCCAUUGUGGAGCACGUCAUCGAGGCGACCGUUAGGUGCAGACAGAAGCAGCUUCACCUGAUUAACAUUCGCAACUGGCUCCCAGUGAAGCAGAAAUUUGAUGUGCACUACACCGUCAUUCAGUCGACAGGCGACGCUGUCCCUCAGAUUCAGGCGCCAGACCGCUUCGACUUGCCGCCGUCUCAGUCGCGGGAGUAUCGCUUCUUCGCGUCUGCCUUCAAAGCGUGUUCGCAUGUAAUCCAGUUCCGAUUCACCAAUCGGGAGAAGGCGGACUUUUAUCUCGCUGAGGCCCGAUUGACCUUCACAGAGCCUGAGGCGAUGGGGGCUAUCACGCUGGACAGCUUCGUGCGUCAGCUCGCACGGGCAAAAAUUUCAAUUGAGAAUCCGUCCACGAAAAAAGUCGCCUUCCAGUGUCAAAGCAACAUUCCCGACGUGUUUUUCGCGCCUGUCCCUUUCGAAAUUCUUCCGGGCGCGACGGGCGAGCUCGAGGUGUCUCUGCGCCCAAACCUCCCGGGGACCGGCGAGGGGACAGUCGCGCUCACGAGUGACGAGCUAGGCACUUACAAGUACCUUCUGAAAUACACUGCAGCCCCAGUAGACAUCGACAAAGUUGCCACGUUCAACGCGCCGCUCGGCAGAGACGUGACGCAAACCCUUCGCUUCCUUCACUUCGCAAAGAAGGCCGCGGUCUACCACGCAACGCUCGACACGCCUCCCGACGACGGGAAAGGCCUCAGCCGCGGCAAGCCGAAUGCGAACUUAGAGAACUUCUCCCUCGAUACCAAGAGCGUCUCUGCCGCCGCGGACCUCGAGAACAAAGGCGUGGAGUUCCCUGUCACUGUCCGGUUCACCCCAUCCAAGCUCGCGGAGACGAAAGCGACUCUGGUGCUGAGAAGCCCAGAAGGAUUCGAAUAUAAGGCACUCCUCGUAGGGCGAGCUCAGCCGCCUCAGCCCCAGGGUCCGUUCCACCAGGGGAAGGGAAAAGCAAUCAACAUCGAUUUCAAGAAUCCGUUCGACGCGCAGACGGAAUUCACCUUUCAAGUUGACCACCCUUGUUUCGCCGUCGAGAAGAAAACUGCCAGACUGGAUCCCAAGAAAUCCAUGACAAUCGCUGUCGCAGUCAAACCCGACUCGCACGAAGCAGGACGCCUCAUCGUCACAGCUGAAGGCACUCCGCCGUGGAUAUUCUACUUGAAGGCUGGCUAG